AUGAAAAUUUUGUUCAUUUUGGGCCUUGUAUUGGGUACGACCAGUGCCUAUCGUAUUUUCGGGCAACCGAGUAAGAAGGAGUGUAGUGGAUGUGUUGAAGCCUUUGAUCUGGUGAAAGAGCUGGUUGGAGGAGAUUUGAAAAAAGUUAGUGAGAAGGACUUCAAAGAGCAUGUUGAGGUGGGUCUUUGAAGUUUUAAUUUAAAAACAAGGCUAGAGAUAUGACUAUGGCUAUGGCUAGCUAGUUCUAUGUCUACUAAAAUCUCGUUUUCAGGCCGCCUGCGGUAUUUUAAAAGGUAACGGUGAGCUAAAAUACAAAGAAGUCUGUGACACCCUAAAAAAGCAACACAAGUACAUCUACAACUACCUGAGAAACGUGGCCAAGCAAAUAUGGCCCAAGUUUGAUUGCUGGCUUUUUCUUCGCUGCGACAAGCCCGCUGAAACCACAACUCAGGCGCCCUCGACGACUGGUCAACCAUGGUCCACUCAUCCGACAUGGACCUGGCCAACUAGACAGCCGUGGACUUCGCCAAACUGGCCGACUAGGGGCCCGUGGACUCCACCAAACUGGCCGACUAGAGGUCCGUGGACUCCGCCACACUGGCCUACAUGGCGCCCAAGAACGACCCAGGACCCCGUCACGUGGAGGCCAAGACCAACCCACGACCCCUUUACAUGGAGGCCAAGACCAACUCACGACCCCUUCACAUGGAGGCCAAGACCAACUCACGACCCCUUCACAUGGAGACCACGACCAACAAGCGAUUUUCCAACCACAUCAACUCCGGACCCAUACCGGACCACUACUGCUUUCACUGGUACGACUACUGCACCCAUCUACACCGAACCAACAUCCACCGUUACUGGCCCUCCUUCAACAGAUCCAGCACCUACGACAACAACCACCGCACCCGAAGAAGAUACUACUGCCCUCUUUUGA
Molecule: messenger RNA, 937 nt
Organism: Bursaphelenchus okinawaensis
Lineage: Eukaryota; Metazoa; Nematoda; Chromadorea; Rhabditida; Aphelenchoididae
Source: the annotation of a GenBank genome assembly